CUAUUUUUCCAAAGCGUGCGCAUUUUUUCAUUUCUCACACUAUUUUUUUUCUUUCGAUCAGAGAAUCCGCAGCUGUUCAUCCACUCGAUCUCUUUCUUCUUCGUUUAUUUUCAACGCUCUCACUCAGGAUGAGUAUGGUUGAAGAACCCUUUAGGCCAAGGGAGAAGCUCGUCGAAAGGCAGAGGCUUUUCCAGAGCAUUCAUAAACACACAUACCUAAAAGGACCAUUCGACAAAGUCACCUCAGUUGCCAUUCCUCUCGCUUUGGCUGGUUCUUGUCUUUUUAUGAUUGGAAGAGGAAUCUACAAUAUGUCUAAUGGGAUUGGAAAGAAGGAAUGAGUAUGUGUCUUUUGUUCUUUGAGAGUCGUUUAUGGAAUCAAAUUUAAUUUGCAAAACCCGUUUUUUUCUUUUCGUUUUUCUGCAUUUUAAGUGCUAAUAAUUUCAGAAUUACAGACAUGUUAUGAGUAGUUGAUGCAUCUUCCUUCUCAUUAAUGACAUGAUUGUAUUGUUUGUGGAGUUUGUUUACUUUUUUGAAUGAAUUUGAAAUUCGAGAAAA
This is a messenger RNA of Erythranthe guttata (spotted monkey flower), 555 nucleotides long. RefSeq lists its product as uncharacterized. Lineage: Eukaryota; Viridiplantae; Streptophyta; Magnoliopsida; Lamiales; Phrymaceae. The record is from RefSeq and is a predicted model, not a curated record.